AGCGCGCACCACCCGCAACUGCACACACAGUACUAAGCGCUGCAACGAAUGGAGGCGAACGGGUGGGAGAGACACCAGCAAGGAAUUGUUUCGCUGUCGAAAUAGCUUUCCCUCGGAUUUCAACCUGAGGACAUUUCAGUCGGGUGAAGAAAAACUGAGUUGUUGCUGUUUUUUUUUUUUUAAGAAAAGUCGAAUCGCUUUCCCUUUCCCCCUGAAGAGCUCGAUUGCCAGUCAUUUAAAAAAAGGGCGUGUGUACGGGGUGAAGGCAGCAUUAACCAAUUAAUGUGGGUAUAUAUGAUAUUUUAGACAUUCUUUGACACCAGCUGGGUCUAAAGGACACAGUCGAGGAUGGGAUGCACACUGAGUACCGAGGACAAGGCUGCGGUGGAGCGCAGUAAAAUGAUCGACAGAAAUCUGCGGGACGACGGGGAGAAGGCAGCCAGGGAGGUCAAGCUUCUGCUGCUCGGUGCUGGCGAAUCAGGGAAAAGCACAAUUGUCAAGCAGAUGAAGAUCAUCCAUGAGGCAGGCUACUCAGAAGAGGAAUGCAAGCAGUACAAGGCUGUGGUCUACAGCAACACUAUCCAGUCCAUAAUCGCCAUCAUCAGAGCCAUGGGGCGCCUCAAGAUCGACUUCGGUGACCCAGCAAGAGCUGAUGAUGCGCGGCAACUGUUUGUGCUGGCGGGCUCAGCAGAGGAAGGCUUCAUGACAGCUGAGCUGGCCGGUGUCAUCAAGCGACUCUGGAAGGACGGAGGUGUUCAAGCCUGCUUCAGCCGCUCCCGCGAAUAUCAGCUCAACGACUCGGCAGCAUACUACUUGAACGAUUUGGACAGGAUAUCCCAGGCCACCUACAUCCCAACUCAGCAGGAUGUCCUGAGGACCCGAGUGAAAACCACGGGCAUUGUUGAGACGCACUUCACAUUUAAGGACCUGCACUUCAAAAUGUUUGAUGUAGGAGGUCAGCGGUCUGAGAGGAAGAAGUGGAUCCACUGCUUUGAGGGUGUGACGGCCAUCAUCUUCUGCGUGGCUCUCAGUGAUUAUGACUUGGUGCUGGCUGAGGAUGAAGAGAUGAACCGAAUGCACGAGAGCAUGAAGCUGUUUGACAGCAUCUGCAACAACAAGUGGUUCACAGACACCUCCAUUAUCCUCUUCCUCAAUAAGAAGGACCUGUUUGAAGAGAAAAUCAAGAAGAGCCCUCUUACCAUCUGCUACCCAGAAUACGCUGGCUCCAACACGUACGAGGAAGCAGCUGCCUACAUCCAGUGUCAGUUUGAGGACCUGAACAAGAGGAAGGACACCAAGGAGAUUUACACCCACUUCACCUGCGCCACAGAUACCAAGAACGUGCAGUUUGUCUUUGACGCUGUUACUGACGUCAUUAUCAAGAACAACCUGAAAGACUGUGGACUCUUCUGAAGAUGACAACCUUUUUUUAUUAUUAUUAUUGGCAGUGGAGCCAGCUUAUUGUGCAUCUUUAGUGGGGAAGAUGAGAAGAAUGGGGGAAAAUCAGUCACGGACCAGUGCUGUACUAUAUGCCACUUUUAACAGCUUUAUUUAUGUUUUUCGUCUUGGAACCUUUGGAACUAGCGUUACAUUUGUGUAGGAUGUUUGUAUCAUUGUAAAGGCGUCACUGCAAAAUUCUUUUCAUCUUUUUUGUUUUUCCGUUUUUGAGAAAGAUCUUUUUUUCUCUUUUUUUUUUAUUUUUUUUUUUUUUGCUGUUCCUUCUGCCACUGUCUCUGGAAAAUGAAACUUCACUGUUGAUGGAAAUGCUUCUUUUCUCCCUUCCCCGCAACCAAAAGGGAAGAAAAGGGGUGCAACCUUUGAGUCCAGUUUGUUGGUACUUGUGCCUUCGCAUGCCUUUUACUGCGGUCGUAGUACAAAUGCUUGUUCUUUUGCCUGCUGAAUUGUUCUAGUCAUUAAGAGGUAAACUGUUUUCAUAUGUUAGUGUCUCUGCUAUCUUCUGUGUGCACACCACUGAGCUUUCAGGAGGAUUUACCUCUAGUUUAUAAGGUACAUGGGUCUCCAUUGUGACCAACAUGUAGCCUCCACGGUCCCCUAAUUCCCACCCACCCUGACAAUGGAAGGCCUCGUCAGCCAAUCACACAGUACAAUACUGCGAUCUAUAUUGUUACAUUUACCCCACAAAUAUGGGGUCCUGGUUUUUAAACUAUCUGUAAAAUAUCCAUUCUUCCCAACCAUUCAAAAAAUGGUUAGCUGAGGCACUGAGCUUAUAAUAUGCUUAAGUGUUUUAAGUACUAAGACCAGAGUAGGCACAUUUUACUGUAUAUUUUAAUGUAUUUUUUUUGGGGGGGGGCUAUGGAGAAUUUGGUGUUGAGAAGAGAAACUAAAUCUCAGAAUAGAUUAUGAAGGUGAGGAUGAGGUCUGAAAUGUUUUAAAAUUCAGGCGCUGUUCUUGGAUCCUGCCUAAUGAUGAUUUUUGAGAGUAGAGACACUGCUUGAGGAUCCUGGAAACUGUGAUGGUCAAGGAAGCCUGGUCUGUUAUCAUAGAUCAGCAAUACUUUGGCAAGAGAGUGAUGUAAAAUGUCAUCCUGGAUCUGUUCAUAUAAAGAAACUGCCACAACUGUCAGUGUAUGUGUAUGUUCUCCGUGGAAGGAGAAUCUUUGUAGACUCAUCUCCCUUAUUUUGCUAAUAAAAACCAUUUACAAACAA
Haplochromis burtoni (Burton's mouthbrooder) is the source of this 2666-nucleotide messenger RNA. It is a transcript of the gene gnai1, whose product is annotated as guanine nucleotide binding protein (G protein), alpha inhibiting activity polypeptide 1. The record is from RefSeq and is a predicted model, not a curated record. NCBI's taxonomy places the organism in Eukaryota, Metazoa, Chordata, Actinopteri, Cichliformes, Cichlidae. The coding region runs from base 349 to 1413 and encodes 354 amino acids. Gene Ontology annotation, molecular function: G protein-coupled serotonin receptor binding; GTPase activity; GTP binding. Gene Ontology annotation, biological process: adenylate cyclase-modulating G protein-coupled receptor signaling pathway. Gene Ontology annotation, cellular component: heterotrimeric G-protein complex. The transcript is spliced from 9 exons.